Synchytrium microbalum is the source of this 2166-nucleotide messenger RNA. It is a transcript of the gene POX1, whose product is annotated as acyl-CoA oxidase. Gene Ontology annotation, cellular component: peroxisome. The record is from RefSeq and is a predicted model, not a curated record. Lineage: Eukaryota; Fungi; Chytridiomycota; Chytridiomycetes; Synchytriales; Synchytriaceae. Bases 1 to 2166 code for a protein of 721 amino acids. Gene Ontology annotation, molecular function: acyl-CoA oxidase activity; fatty acid binding; FAD binding. Gene Ontology annotation, biological process: fatty acid beta-oxidation using acyl-CoA oxidase; lipid homeostasis. The transcript is spliced from 14 exons.
AUGACGGAUUCUGUUAUUUCGCGUUCGGCUCGAGGUGCUCCAGCCAUAGCACGUAUAGCUCAAUGGUCAAACCCAAACAAUCUGGUCCCAUCUGCUCCACACGGAGUCGAAGUUCUCGCCGUAGAACGCUCAAAUGCAACCUUCAAAGUCGACGAAAUGACCUCCAUUCUCUACAACAAGGCCCGUCUGGAACGUGAACGCAAAGUCUUAAAAGUCAUGGAGAGUGAACCAGUCUUUUCCAAACGUGAACGUUUCUUCCAAGGACGCACAGAGAGAUUUUACCAUGCCAUGCAAAUGAUGAAGCGGAUUGCUGUCUUGAAGAAGGAAUUGAAUUGGACUGAUGAGGAUUUUGGAAUCGCUUGUGAGCUAGUGGAUCAACCGUUGCCUAUUGCGUUGCAUGUGGGAAUGUUUUUGCCUACGAUGAGGAAUCAGACUACUGAGGAGCAAAAGAAGGCAUGGUUGCAAAAGUGUGAAGAUUUCGAGUAUAUCGGAGCAUAUGCUCAAACUGAAAUGGGACAUGGAAGUAACGUUCAAGGAGUUGAAACAACUGCAACAUACAUUGAAGAAACAGAAGAGUUUGAGCUCAAUUCGCCUACAUUGACGGCUGCUAAAUGGUGGAUUGGAUCUUUGGGCCGAACAGCAAAUCAUUGUGUGCUUAUGGCUCGUUUGAUUUGCAAAGGAAAGGAUUACGGCCCACAUACUUUCUUCGUGCCACUCCGAUCAUUGAAGGACCAUACAUUAUUGCCCCGUGUGUUUGUUAUGGACCUUGGCCCCAAGAUGGCAUAUCAAUCUGUCGACAAUGGAACAUUACUCUUUGAUCAUUAUCGCAUACCAAGAUUCAACAUGCUCGCUAAAUUCUCGCAUGUCACGAAAGACGGAACAUAUGUAAAGCCAAAGCAGGGUGAAGAACGAGCCAAUUAUGGUACCAUGAUUAUGGUUCGAGCUAGAAUGGUGCAGGCUGCUUCAACGACUGCCGCAAGAGCCGCUACGAUUGCCGUUCGAUAUUCGGCUAUCCGUCGACAAUUUGCGAACCCAGAAGCUUCAGCUGGAGACCAGUUGGCGAAAGAAUACCAAAAGUCUAGCUCACGACCAAUUGAGACUGCUGUCAUUGACUAUUCAUCACAACAAUAUCGUCUUUUCUCCACCAUCGCCAAAGCCUACGCCCUCCAUUUCACCGGUGUUGCCAUGAAGAAUCUCUUUGAGACUUUCCAGGAGGGAGCUCGAGAACUUUUGCCUGAAGUCCACGCCACUAGCAGUGGUCUCAAGUCGUUCUGCACUACGAUGGCUAUUGACUGUAUAAUUGAUAUGAGAACCUCGUGUGGUGGACAUGGAUACCACCAAUUCUCCGGUAUGGCAGGCUUCCCCGAUUUCUACGCAAUCCAUUGCAGAUUAGCAACCGUCGAAGGUGACAACUGGGUCUUGACUCAACAGACUACACGAUAUCUUCUCAACGUAUACCGCACCCUCCGCCAAUCCAAGGGCGCUUCCACCUCAACAGCCUCAGCCAACCGAUACAUUGCUGCAACAUUCAGCCCAGACUUUGACGCGAGGCGAAUGACUGCCACGUCAGACUCUGACCUUCUCACACCUCAAGUAUUGAUCGACGCAUAUGCUUACAGGGCUGGCAAGCUCGUUCGGGAUCUAGCUGAAUCAAUUGAUUCUGGAGCAACAACAUUUGCAGAGUCUUUGGUAGAUGUUUAUCGUCUGUCAAAGGCACACUGUCAGCUCUUUGUUGUAGAGUGCUUCUUCCGCAAUCUGGAGACUCUGAAGGCCAAAGCUAAUGCUGAAAUCGUCAAAGUUUUGACUACAUUGGCUAAUCUGUAUGCGUUGCAUUGUAUGGAGAUUGAGUUGGGAGAGUUCUUGGGCUCUGGAUAUGUAUCGCCAAAGCAGGGUGAUAUGGUGAGACGGAAUGUCCGCUCUUUGACCAAAGACGUGCGACCGAAUGCCGUCGCGUUGGUUGACGCAUGGGUGCUUCCAGACUUUUUGUUGAAUAGCAGUUUGGGUCGUCAGGAUGGACGUGUGUAUGAGCAUAUGUUUGAGUGGGCUGCCGAGGAGCCUUUGAAUACCGGCUCAAAUUGGCCUGUUGUAGACGGAUAUGAAGAGUAUAUUAAGCCAUUAACUACUGGAAGCGCCUUCAGGAAGUCAAGCCCAACGGCCCGUCUGUAG